Messenger RNA from Harmonia axyridis, 6182 nucleotides. It is a transcript of the gene Trpm, whose product is annotated as transient receptor potential cation channel trpm. Gene Ontology annotation, biological process: monoatomic cation transmembrane transport; protein tetramerization. NCBI's taxonomy places the organism in Eukaryota, Metazoa, Arthropoda, Insecta, Coleoptera, Coccinellidae. The coding region runs from base 207 to 5420 and encodes 1737 amino acids. The record is from RefSeq and is a predicted model, not a curated record. The transcript is spliced from 26 exons. Gene Ontology annotation, cellular component: membrane. Gene Ontology annotation, molecular function: monoatomic cation channel activity.
AUUUUGCGACUCCGACCGAGAACUUUCAGUUCGUUUUUGAAUCGCGUGGGGAAAUGUAGUCCGCGAAAAGUCAAAAUCGGAUGGUGUGCUCUGUUUGAAGACGUGAUUGUAUUUAACAAUUUUUUCGGAUGCGAAGAUCUCAUAAAUCAUCGAUCUCUGUGAAACAAUGGUAGAAAUAGUGUCUAGUGAGAUUACGCGCAGUCAGCAUGAAGAAGUCCAAGUUGCAUUCAAAAUCGCGAAAUCGUCAUGGUCUGUUUGAUUCUUUAUUGAACUCGUUAUCAACUUUUUUAUGGCCAGUUGCAACACCAUUCUCAUCUGCGCCUGCGCGAAGUUGGAUAGAAGCUACGUUCACGAAAAGAGAGUGCAUUAAAUACGUUCCACAUCCUAAAUAUGAGAAUAAAUGUUGCUGUGAUAGAACUCUAGAACAACAUAAAUUCAUCACUGAAAAUUCAGAAAAAAUCCAAACUGAAAUAUGGUUACCAUCGAAAUGUACAGCGGCCUUUCCUACGGACGCCUAUGGAACUGUAGAGUUCCAAGGAGGACCUCAUCCGUCCAAAGCUCAAUAUAUCCGCUUGGCUUAUGAUACGAAACCUGAGCACAUAAUUCAGCUUAUCACCAAAGAAUGGGGUCUAGAGCUUCCAAAAUUACUUAUUUCUAUUCAAGGUGGCAAGGCUAAUUUCGAGCUACAGCCAAAGCUCAAAAAAGUUUUACGCAAGGGGCUUCUGAAGGCCGCUAGGUCAACAGGAGCUUGGAUUUUCACGGGUGGCACCAAUACUGGUGUAACAAAGCAUGUUGGUGAUGUACUUCUGCUUGAAAGAUCUCAAAGGACUGGCAGGGUUAUCACAUUAGGAAUAACCCCAUGGGGGAUAGUAGAAAAUAAUCAAGAACUCAUAGGGCACAACAAAGAAGUUCCAUAUCAUUCCAUAUCUUCUCCAAGAUCACGAUUUGCUGCUCUGAACAAUCGGCAUGCCUAUUUCCUGCUCGUAGAUAAUGGAACAAUAGGGAAAUAUGGCGCUGAAAUUGUUCUCAGGAGAAAAUUGGAAAAGCACAUAUCUAAACAGAGAUUAUAUCCUUUUACCCAGAGCCCCAUACCAAUUGUCUGUUUGGUGAUCGAAGGCGGCACAAACACUAUUAGAGCAGUCCUGGAGUAUGUGACAGAUGAUCCUCCCGUACCUGUCGUUGUCUGUGACGGAUCUGGCAGAGCCGCAGACCUCAUUUCAUUCGUAUAUAGGUACGAGCUGAGGGUGCUUAAAGUGUUGAAAGAUUAUAUAAUCGGUACCAUACAAAGGGCAUUUGAAGUACCAUUAGAUCUGGCAGAAGUUCUUUUUGGAGAACUCCUCCAAUGUGUACAAAAUAAAAAUCUGAUAACAAUCUACCGAAUAGCUGAGAAGAACGACCAAACUCGACAUGAGCUCGAUCAGACGAUCCUUACAGCUCUAUUCAAAUCACAACAUCUAUCCCCGACGGAACAGCUGAGUCUUGCAUUGACUUGGAAUAGAUCGGAUAUAGCUCGAUCUGAGAUCUUCAUAUACGGACAGGAAUGGCCUCCAGGUGCCCUAGAAGAUGCUAUGAUGAAAGCUCUAGAGCACGACAGAUGUGAUUUUGUGAAACUGCUUUUGGAGAAUGGGGUGAGCAUGCGUAAGUUUCUGACGAUUCCGAGGUUGGAAAAUCUUUACAACUCAAAGCAAGGACCGAGUAAUACUCUACAGUAUAUUUUGAGGGAUGUAAGACCUCAUAUACCUGAAGGAUACGUAUAUACUCUGCACGAUAUUGGACUCGUUAUCAACAAACUGAUGGGAGGAGCAUACAGGGCAUUCUACACAAGGAGAAAAUUCAGACCUAUCUAUGCUAAAGUGAUGAACAAAGGUCAAAAUCUACAGAGAAAUUCUAGUUCUUUUGCCAAGCAAUAUGGAAACGCUAUGAGUCUUUUAGCUGGAGCUCUUCCCUCUAGUGCGAAUCCAUGCUUGUUCGAUUACCCCUUCAAUGAAUUAUUGAUCUGGGCUGUUCUGAUGAAAAGGCACAAAAUGGCUCUUCUGAUGUGGCAACAUGGUGAAGAAGCAUUAGCGAAAGCUUUAGUAGGCUGCAAGCUCUUCAAAGCCAUGGCUCAUGAAGCUGCAGAAGAUGAUAUGGAAACAGAAGUCUAUGAAGAGUUAAGAAGUUAUGGAAAAGAAUUCGAAAAUAUCGCUCUUGAAGUGUUAGAUUACUGCUAUAGACAAGAUGAUGAUCAGACUCAACAACUUUUGACUUGUGAAUUGCAAAAUUGGUCAGGACAAACAUGUCUCAGUUUAGCCGUUGCUGCAAAUCACAGAGCUCUCUUAGCGCAUCCAUGUUCGCAAAUAAUAUUAGCUGACUUGUGGAUGGGUGGAUUGAGGACAAGAAAGAACACAAACCUAAAGGUGAUAUUAGGUUUGUUAUUUCCACCAUACAUCCUCUCCCUAGAGUUUAAAUCGAAGGAAGAGCUUCAACUAAUGCCUCAAACUACAGAAGAACAUAUGGAGCUGGAAAAUGAUGAUGACGAUAAAUCAGAUUCCGAGAAAAUUCCAGACGCUGAAAAAAAUGCAAGGACAUUGAGUAUUCGAGGCAGAGCAACGAAUCCGCAAGGUGUUAAGGCUCUUCUGACGGAGACUUUCGGAAGAAGUGAUGUCUUUUUGCAAGAGAACGGCAAGCCAUUUGGAGGUAUGGACGAUAAUAGGACAUUUGCAGAAUUCGGAAAAAUGCCAAAGCAACGCCAAUUGAGAGUGAGAAAGAAGUUGUAUGAGUUUUAUACAGCUCCAAUCACCAAGUUCUGGGCUAAUUCAAUAGCUUACAUAGCGUUCCUAGUGAUCUUCAGUUACCUAGUUCUAGUAAAAAUGCCUUUUACGCCUAGCUGGUACGAAUGGUUUUGCAUCGCUUUCAUAUGCAGUCUUGGAUGUGAGAAAAUAAGAGAACUUUUUUCAUCCGAACCAGUUAGUAUAGCUCAAAAAUUGGCAGUAUGGUCGUGGAAUAUGUGGAACCCUUGCGAUAUGGCUGCUGUACUCUUCUUUCUGAUUGGUGUAACGUUCAGGAUGCAGCCGGAUACUUUCGACCAUGGCAGAGUGAUAUAUUGCGUUAAUUCUAUAUAUUGGUAUCUACGAAUAUUGAAUAUAUUGAGUGUAAAUAAAUACUUGGGACCACUUGUUACUAUGAUGGGAAAAAUGGUGAAAAACAUGAUUUAUUUCGUAGUGCUAUUACUUAUAGUUCUCAUGAGUUUUGGUGUCACUAGACAAGCUAUAAGCAAUCCUGACCAAGAGGCUAGUUGGAGUAUCGCAAGAGAUGUCUUCCUAGAACCUUAUUUCAUGUUGUAUGGUGAAGUGUACGCUAACAAAAUUGACCCGUCCUGUGGGCCUGGUCAAGAAGAAGAAGUAUGCCGAACAGGAAGAUGGAUAACUCCCUUUAUCAUGUCCAUAUACCUCUUGGUUGCAAAUAUACUCCUCAUAAACCUCUUGAUAGCAGUUUUCAACAACAUAUUCAACGAAGUGAAUGCCGUCGCACACCAGGUGUGGAUGUUUCAGAGAUUCACGGUCGUCAUGGAGUACGAACAGAAACCCCUUCUUCCCCCACCUUUCAUCAUACUCAGCCAUUUUUAUCUCUUCUGUAAAUAUCUGAAAAGGAAAAUGGCAGGACUUGAGGAAAGUUACGAUAAUGGGCUGAAGCUUUUCCUCGAUCGUGAUGAGAUGGAAAGACUGUACGACUUCGAAGAAGAUUGUGUUGAAGGCUACUUCGCUGAGCAAGAACUUAAGCUACAGCAGUCGACAGAAGAAAGGAUCAAGGUUACUACUGAAAGGAUAGAACAUCUGACCCAGAAAGUCGAAGAUAUCAACACCAAAGAGAACGCAAACAGCACAGCCAUGCAGGGAUUCGAAGUGAGAUUCAGGAGGCUACAAGAUGAUACUCAAAACAUCAUCGAACAACUUCUUGCAAUUCAAAAAAUGUUAUCAGGGGGUGGUGCUACAGUAUCGGCACUUCCUGAGGGACAAGUUCUCAGAGAAAGAACCCUUAGCGAAAACACUGAGGGAGGUGCAGAGGAUCAAAUUCCGAAUAUAUUCCCACCAUCUUUGACUAGGAAAAGAAUGAUGAUUCGAUCUUUAACAGAAGUAAGACCUGAUGCGUAUAUCUUUGAUAAUGGGCAACAUAUUGAGUAUAGGCAUACGGAAGAGGAAGAAGAUGCUUUCAAUGAACAAGAAAGAAUAGAUGCAUUACCUAUUACAACAAGCAAACAAGCCUUGAACACGGAGAGAAUAAGGAAAAAAAGUUCUGAUUCGAAGACUUCAAUUGAAAGUGUUGAUAAGCUUGAUUCAAAUUUCGUUUCCGCUGAUGAUUUGGCAGCUCUUAGUCUAGAUGUAUUAAGAUCAAGAGUUGCCCAAAGAAGAAGAGAUUCUGCAUCCGGUAGAAGAAAUUCAGAUGGAAACGGAAAUGGUGAGGAAAUGAUAAAUUUUCUUUUUCAUCCUCAUCAUUCAUCACAUUUUCAUUACAUAAAUGGUGACGAACCUGUCCAACCUGCUAAAGUGAGUCUUCCACGCCGCCAAUUUUCGCACACUCAAUCGGAACCGGAAACGUCUGAACCACCCCCUUCAGCAUCUGGUGUGCCAUCUCAACGGUUGGGCACCGUUACAUUCGCAGAACCGAAAAUUAAGGUUUUUCCUCCGAGCUCUUCAACGCAGAAUAUCAACCCUAGAUCGUCGAUCUUGAUGCACAUGCACACCGAGUAUACUAGUAUAACUGAUGAACUGGAAACUGUUUGUGGACUUCUGAGUCCUCCAAGGUCUCCUGGUCUACUGUCUCCACCAAGGCCGGAACAGUCGCCGCCAAUUAAUGGAUUGACUGCCAGCGAAGAAAGGCUCAUAAGACAUUUUAACCAUCCGAGAAUAACAGAAAUUAGGGCUGCUAAAUUCGAAAUUGGCCAACGUCGAAGAAAUCACUCGGAGAUGUCAAAUCCGGAAAUAGCAAUUAAUUUAGAAAAAGAACAUCUUCGUUGUGCUGAAGAGAGCGAUUACAUGGUAAUGGAAAAUCUUAUCCAGAGAAGAUACGAUGAAGAGGAUGGCUCGUCAUCUGAUCAAGAUGAACCAUUUGCAACCACUCUAUUGAAAAUUCAGUCAGAAUCUAAAGAUUUCAGGUUAAAUUCCUGGCCUGCUAGAACCUUGCAACGAGUUAGUGCUGUGGAUACAGAGCCACCUCCAACGCCUACUUCUACGAAACCUCUGAUUGGUUUCAGCCCGGAUACCUCAACUGAACGUCAAGAUUCGACAGAUUCUGGCGAUAUCACCUUAGUAAGCCAACCACCUCCACCGAAGAGACCUUCAAUCGUGAUGGAUUCUUCUCAACUUCCCAUUCAAAGAGAAGUACAACUCCAAAAAGCAGACUCAAAAGCCAGUCUUCAUAUGCAAACAGAAACUAUGUGUUGAAAAAAUAUUUAAAAUGAAUUUCACUCCCAAAAAGCACGCUACAGCGUCGUAGUAGGUUUCGUUAGAUACCAUAUCAGAACAAUGAUUCUCAUAUCAAUUUUUUGAAUAUCUCAUUUUCAAAGAAUGAUUUAACGAUAAUUCAAUCUCUUCGAAUAUUAGGUAUUUUAUUGGAAAAACAGACAAUAUUCAUAAAAUCUUGGUACAAAUCAAAGCCAACAUAAAAGGUUUUAUGUCAAAGGUGUUCUCUAAACUAUACAAUUUUGGACUCAAUCACGUCUGCUUUGUACUGAGAUUUCAGUAGUAGUAAAAGUAAAUCUUUCUGAUUGUAAAUAAAAUAAAGAAAAUACGAACAAUCAGUACUAUAAUUCUAAUAUUUUUAUCAGAAUAUAAAAAUUUAUUGGCUCAAUGGUAGUGCUCAAAUUUUAACAUUUCUUCUUUCAUCUGGAAACUUACAAUACAAAACUAUGGAAUCUGAUUACAAAAAUAGAAAUUGAAGGAAUUUCUAAAACAUAUCACUUCAGAACCAUGUAUCUGCUAAAUUGAAUUGACUAAAAUGAAUUAAAAAUUUUACCUGUUUGAUUGUUUUACUCGAUAUAGUAUAUUUAUAUGUAGUAAUGAUUCUAUUUUUAAUCUAAUUAGUUUCAAAUUUAUUGGAGUCAUUUUUGAAUAUGUAAUUUUGGAUUUUAUAACUAUAUUUGGAUUAUUUUGUAUUUCAUCAAUUGUCAUAUCGAAUCUGAAGAAUAUAAAACCCUAUGUGAAACA